AUGGAGAUAUCAACAAACGGGUCAAGCUUUGGGAUCGAGUCGAUACUUUCUCACAGAUCCACCAGUCCGUGUGUUUCAAAGGGAGAAUGCCGGUCUCCGGCGGAGUUGAGUCCGAGGACGGACUCGGACAGCGACUGCUCGUCGCCUCCCUCGCCGAGACGGAACUCUGUGGAAGACGCGGUGCAAAGACACGCGCGCAGUCUCGGACUGGACUCUCCUUUACAAAUAUCCCAGCAGCCACGAACAGUAACGUCCUCGUUCUUGAUCAGAGACAUACUAGCGGACUGUAAACCCCUGGCAGCCUGUGCUCCAUAUUCCAGUCAUGGACAGUCAGCCCAAGAUGCUGAAUACUGCAUGGACAAACUUCACAGCAAUUCGUCCUCGGACAGCGAAUACAGGGUGAAAGGUGAAGCUGAUCGAGAAAUCUCCAGCAGUAGGGACAGCCCAAGCUCCCGGCUGAAGAAGCCACGCAAAGCCCGCACUGCGUUCACUGAUCACCAGCUGGCGCAGCUUGAGCGCAGCUUCGAGCGUCAGAGGUACCUGAGCGUGCAGGACAGGAUGGAGCUGGCAGCGUCUCUCAACCUCACUGACACACAAGUCAAAACAUGGUACCAAAACCGCAGAACGAAGUGGAAGCGGCAGACAGCAGUUGGACUCGAGCUCCUCGCUGAAGCAGGAAAUUACUCGGCUCUUCAGAGAAUGUUUCCAUCGCCAUAUUUUUACCCACAAAGUCUGCUCUCCAACCUCGAACCAGGACCAGCGCUAUAUCUAUACCGAGGGCCAUCAGCGCCUCCGCCACCCGUUCAACGGCCUCUAGUACCGAGGAUCCUCCUGCACAGUCUUCAGGGCGGCGGGGAUCCAGCACCUCUCUCUGGAGUGAUACCUCGACACACUCCGUGAUGAACUGAUUCAACCCGUCACACCUCCAAACUCAGGAACAGCAGGGUUGCGCUAGGAAAA
This is a messenger RNA of Myxocyprinus asiaticus (Chinese sucker), 960 nucleotides long. Its product is annotated as barH-like 1 homeobox protein. Gene Ontology annotation, molecular function: DNA-binding transcription factor activity, RNA polymerase II-specific; RNA polymerase II transcription regulatory region sequence-specific DNA binding. Gene Ontology annotation, biological process: regulation of transcription by RNA polymerase II. The coding region runs from base 1 to 900 and encodes 299 amino acids. The record is from RefSeq and is a predicted model, not a curated record. The transcript has 3 exons. NCBI's taxonomy places the organism in Eukaryota, Metazoa, Chordata, Actinopteri, Cypriniformes, Catostomidae. Gene Ontology annotation, cellular component: nucleus.